GGGGUGUGUGUGUGUGCGUGUUGCGGGGUGCGUGUGCGGCCUCUGGGCCCCGAUGAGGGCCCCGCGCCCGUGAGCGAGGGAGCCCCCCGGCCGGGGGCGGGCUGCGGAGAGCGCCAAGGCGGUGAGCGGCCGGCGGAGGCCGCGCCAGCGACGCGGAGGUCGGCGCAGAGGAACUAUGGAGGCCGCGCCCGGGACCCCCCCGCCGCCGCCAUCAGAGUCGCCGCCGCCGCCAUCGCCGCCGCCGCCGUCGACGCCUUCGCCUCCUCCUCCGCGUCCCCCCGACGGCUGCCCGGCCGCCCCGCACCUCCUCCACCACCGCCUCCCGCUCCCUGACGACAGGGAAGAUGGUGAGUUGGAAGAAGGCGAGCUGGAGGAUGACGGGGCCGAGGAGACGCAGGACACCUCCGGAGGCCCCGAGAGGAGCCGGAAGGAAAAGGGGGAGAAGCACCACAGCGACUCGGAGGAGGAGAAGUCUCACCGGAGACUGAAGCGCAAGCGGAAGAAAGAGCGGGAGAAGGAGAAGCGGCGCUCGAAGAAGAGGAGGAAAUCCAAACACAAACGCCACGCCUCCUCCAGCGAUGACUUCUCCGACUUCUCGGACGACUCGGAUUUCAGCCCCAGUGAGAAGGGACACCGCAAAUACAGAGAGUACAGCCCCCCAUACACAUCGUCCCACCAGCAAUACCCACCGUCUCACACCACCCCCCUGCCCAAGAAGGCCUACUCCAAGAUGGACAGCAAGAGCUACGGCAUGUAUGAGGACUACGAGAAUGAGCAGUACGGCGAGUACGAGGGCGAGGAAGAGGAAGACCUGGGCAAGGAUGACUAUGAUGACUUCACCAAAGAGCUCAACCAGUACCGGCGCUCCAAGGAGGGCAGCAGCCGGGGCCGAGGCAGUCGAGGCCGGGGCAGGGGCUACCGGGGCCGAGGAAGCCGAGGAGGGUCUCGAGGCCGAGGCAUGGGCAGGGGCAGUCGAGGCCGAGGCCGGGGCUCUGUGGGCGGCGACCAUGCGGAGGAUGAGGAGGACUUCUACGAGGAAGAGAUGGAGUACGGCGAGGGCGAGGAGCCUAUGGGAGACGAGGAUUACGAUGAAUAUUCCAAGGAGCUGAACCAAUACCGCCGGUCCAAGGAUGGCCGAGGCCGAGGUCUGAGCCGGGGCCGGGGCCGGGGUUCCCGAGGCCGAGGGAAAGGGAUGGGCCGGGGCCGGGGCCGAGGUGGAAGCCGUGGUGGGCUGAACAAGGGUGGCGUGAACGAUGACGAGGACUUCUACGACGAGGACAUGGGCGAUGGUGGAAGCUACCGGAGGAGUGACCACGACAAGCCCCACCAGCAGUCCGACAAGAAGGGCAAAGUCAUCUGCAAGUACUUCGUGGAAGGGCGGUGCACAUGGGGUGACCACUGUAACUUUAGUCACGAUAUCGAGCUACCAAAGAAGCGGGAGCUGUGCAAGUUCUACAUCACGGGCUUCUGCGCCAGGGCCGAGAACUGCCCCUACAUGCAUGGCGACUUUCCGUGCAAGCUGUACCACACAACGGGGAACUGCAUCAAUGGCGAUGACUGCAUGUUCUCCCACGAGCCCCUGACUGAGGAGACGCGGGAGCUCCUGGACAAGAUGCUGGCUGAUGAUGCGGAAGCUGGCGCCGAGGAUGAGAAGGAAGUGGAGGAGCUGAAGAAGCAGGGCAUUAAUCCUCUGCCCAAGCCACCCCCCGGAGUGGGCCUCCUGCCCACCCCGCCUCGGCCCCCGGGACCCCCAGCCCCCACUUCGCCCAACGGCAGACCCAUGCAGGGCCCCCCUGGGCCGCCCCCACCCCCUCCACCCCCACCCCCGGGCCCCCCCCAGAUGCCCGUGCACGAGCCGCUGUCCCCGCAACAGCAGGACAUGUACAACAAGAAGAUCCCGUCCCUGUUCGAGAUCGUGGUGCGACCCACUGGCCAGCUGGCUGAGAAGCUGGGUGUGCGGUUCCCUGGACCCGGCGGCGGCCCCCCGGGGCCAAUGGGCCCUGGGCCCAACAUGGGACCUCCGGGGCCAAUGGGCCCAAUGCAUCCUGACAUGCACCCGGACAUGCUCCCCGACAUGCACCCCGACAUGCACCCAGACAUGCACCCGGACAUGCCCAUGGGCCCCGGCAUGAACCCUGGCCCCCCGAUGGGACCUGGAGGCCCCCCCAUGAUGCCGUAUGGGCCAGGAGACUCCCCGCAUGCGGGAAUGAUGCCCCCCAUCCCGCCCGCCCAGAACUUCUAUGAGAACUUCUACCAACAGCAGGAGGGCAUGGAGAUGGAUCCUGGGCUUCUGGGAGAUGCAGAGGACUGCGGGCGCUACGAAGAGCUGCCUGGGGAGCGCCUCUUCCCCGAGCACCCUCUGGAGCCCGACAGCUUCUCUGAGGGAGGGCCCCCAGGCCGGCCGAAGCCGGGCGCCGGUGUCCCUGACUUCCUGCCCUCGGCCCAGAGGGCCCUGUACCUGAGGAUCCAGCAGAAGCAGCAGGAGGAGGAGGAGAGAGCAAGGAGGCUGGCUGAGAGCAGCAAGCAGGACCGGGAGAAUGAGGAAGGUGACGCAGGAAACUGGUACUCGAGUGACGAGGAUGAGGGUGGGAGCAGCGUCACCUCCAUCCUGAAGACCCUGCGGCAGCAGACAUCCGGCCGCCCCCAGGCCGUCAUCGGGGAGCUGAGCAGCAGUGGGCUAGGAGACCCACGUCUCCAGAAGGGCCAUCCUUCCGGAAGCCGACUGGCUGAUCCUCGUCUCAGCCGUGAUCCCAGACUCUCUCGCCACGCAGACACCCCCGGUGGGCCAGGCCCUGGGGACACGGGUCCCUCAGACCCCCGGCUUGCGCGUUCCUUGCCCGCCUCAAAGCCCGAUGGCGGUGGUCUUCACUCCAGCCCUGCCGGCCCCAGCAGCGCCAAGGUCUCGGGUGUGGUGCCCGCAGAGGAGGAGGAGGGGGAGCGUGCCCUGCGGGAGAAGGCAGCCAACAUCCCGCUGGACCCACUGCCUGGGCACCCGCUGCGUGACCCGCGCUCACAGCUGCAGCAGUUCAGCCACAUCAAGAAGGAUGUGACCCUGAGCAGGCCCAGCUUCGCCCGCACCGUGCUCUGGAACCCCGAGGACCUCAUCCCCUUGCCCAUCCCCAAGCAGGACACCGUGCCGCCAGUCCCCGCAGCCCUGCAGGCCAUGCCAGCCCUUGACCCCAGGCUGCACCGCGGCGCCGCCUCAGGACCCCCCAACCCCCGGCAGCGCCCAGGCACCUCUGCAGACCCUGGUGCGGCCGGCUCCAACCUGCCCGACUUUGAGCUCCUCUCCCGCAUCCUCAAGACUGUCAGUGCCACCGGCCCCUCCGCACCCAGCGACAAGCCCAGUGACCCACGAGUGCGGAAGGCCCCCAGUGACCCACGGCUACAGAAGGCCAGCGAUGCCGCUGCCUCCGCCAGGGCCACCAAGCCCGGCCCCCCUGACCCACUGUCUCCAGGCAGCAGCCCCAGCGGAGAGGGCUCCCCGCCGGCCACCGCACCCUAUGACCCCCGUGUGCUGGCGGCCGGGGGGCUGGGCCAGGGCAGCGGGGGUGGCCAGAGCAGUGUGCUGAGUGGCAUCAGCUUAUACGACCCCAGGACUCCCAACGCGGGCGGCAAGGCCCCGGAACCGGCUGCGGAUGCGGGAGCCCAGCCCAAGGGCCCCGAGGGCAACGGCAAGGGCCCAGGCAGUGGGGCCGUGGCUGGCAGCGGGGGUGGGUCUGGUGGCAAGGCCAAGGAGCCCCCUUUCGUGCGGAAGUCAGCGCUGGAGCAGCCUGAGCCAGGCAAGGCCGGGCCGGAGGGAGCCCCGACGCCGGCCACAGACAGAUACAACAGCUACAACCGGCCCCGGCCCAAAGCCCCUGCCCCUGCGGGCGGCACCAGCACCCCCCCCACGGAGGGCGCCCCGCCGCAGCCCGGGGUGCACAACCUGCCCGUCCCUACCCUCUUCGGGACAGUGAAACAAGCACCCAAGACAGGCUCCGGCAGCCCCUUUGCAGGCAAUAGCCCGGCACGCGAGGGCGAGCAGGACGCGGGGUCCCUGAAGGAUGUUUUCAAAGGCUUUGACCCCACCGCCUCCCCCUUCUGCCAGUAGUGUUGGGUCGCAGCCAGAGCGGGGUGGGGGCUGCGGCGUGUGCUUCUCUCUAACUCUUCUCUUCCAAUAGUUCUUUCUGUGAGACAUAAACUGUAUAGAAUCACCUUGGUCCUGUCAGUGCCGCGGCCCAGGCCCUCGACAGAGCCCCUGGGUACUUGGAGCUGUGAGCAGAGCACGGGACCUUCUUGCACCGAGUGCCCCCCAAGCCUCCGUCACCCUGUACCCCAGCCUGCUCUGGGGCCACCGGGCGGGUGUGUGUUCUUGUCAGUAUUAGCUAUCCUUGGGGUGGCCACCCCAGGCCCCCCAGGACUGCUCAAGGAUCCGAGUGUGAGGUGGUCACUCCCCAGGUGGUGGGGGGCCCCGGGGCGCGCUCAUCUUCCUCACCCAUGGGCGCUGGGGUUCAAGGAGCAUCGCAGAGCAGAAUCUGGACACCUCAGAAAGGAGAACUGGAGUUGGGCGCGCCAGGGCAGCUGGGCCCUCCAAGAGAGCCUGGGACCCUGCAGCGAGAGCCGGGCACAAAUUCUGCCGCCCCGCUCGUGUCUGGCUGAGCCGGGAAGGAAGCAGGCCCCUGGCCCAGGCCCUCAGCCCCCCCUCCAAACUAGAGCCGUGGAGAGGUUCUGGGGUGCAGCUUUGCACUUGCCGGGCUAUCUCCCCCUCCCCCACUUUUCCUCUUCCACUGCCCCGCCCAGCCCCCCGCUUCCUCCUGCUAAUAAUGAAAUCUGGUGACCCAGCCAAGACCCCCCCCCUUUUUUUAGUAGGGUGGGAGGUGAACAAGGCUGCUAGACCAGUCCCCCCCUCUGGAAAACAAAGUUUCCAGGCGUGGGGGCGUAGCGCCCGUGGUGGGGGGCUUGGUUCGUGGCAGCAUCCGUUUUGGUUCGUGGUAAUAAGCAAUCAUUGGCGAGAUUCCGCCAGCGUCCCUGGCACCGCCGUGUGGGGCCCCUGGGUGAGGACUCCGCACUGCUGCGGGCUUUCCUUUGCCCUCCUUGGGGAAUUUCCUUUUGUAAUAGAAAAAAAAAAUGCUUUUAUAAAAUCGAAAUUUGUGGAUGAAAUAGAAGCUGGAAACUUUCCUCUUGGAAUAUUCAGCCUAAGGACCUCAUGGAACGAUGAAUUCACCCCGAAGUUUCAUUUGCCAUCAGGCCGAGCUUUUAAAGGAAAAAAAAUGUUCUCUAACCAGGAUUGUAACAAAAGUGUAAAUACUAUUCAGAGUCGAGAGUCGAUGGUGCAAAUAUGUAUAUAACGUACUGUAUUUUUACAAUGAUUGUCGCAUGCCUCUAUUCCUAUCCCCCAUUUUGUACUCCACACCCGUCUUCCAGAAACUUCGCCUGCCCUUUUCCCCAUGGUCUCUUAAUCCAAUAAUCGUAUUACUGCCAUUAAAGGAUGCAGUUAUUUUAGAA
Messenger RNA from Sorex fumeus (smoky shrew), 5487 nucleotides. RefSeq names its product zinc finger CCCH-type containing 4 (gene ZC3H4). The coding region runs from base 176 to 4093 and encodes 1305 amino acids. The transcript has 15 exons. Lineage: Eukaryota; Metazoa; Chordata; Mammalia; Eulipotyphla; Soricidae. The record is from RefSeq and is a predicted model, not a curated record. Gene Ontology annotation, biological process: negative regulation of DNA-templated transcription. Gene Ontology annotation, cellular component: nucleus. Gene Ontology annotation, molecular function: metal ion binding; RNA binding.